ACAACACAACCAAAAUCAACUCACAAACCGCGUGCUUUUACAGAAGAGAGAUAAUGGAGGUAGAGAGAGACUCAGUGAAACUGAGCCUGAGCAAUGAGCUAACAAAAACAGCUCAAUCACUAUCCAUGGAAUCCCACAAACAAAACAAACCUUUCAUCACAAACCUCAACAAGAAACCAUCAAUGGAGGUUGCUAUCUUCGCAUUUCCAGGAUCGUGGGAAGUCAGCGACUGGUACCAUGAUGAUCGUUUUGGAGAAACCGAGGUUGAUCGUAACCUCUUCAAGUCCAUGUGCCGGAUCGGAGAGAAUCGACCCGCUAAAGUCAACGCGGCGUUUCUUAAAAGAUUUCAAGAUCUUUUAAACGAGUCCACCUUCAAAUCGGAGGUAGAGAAAGCUGUGAACACAAAUAAGAAGAUUUUGUUCACAGGGCAUUCGUAUGGUGGUGCGAUAGCAAGUUUUGCCACACUUUGGUUACUUGAUGAGUACGUAAAAAAUCGCGGUAAAAAAUUCCCAAUCGGAUGCGUAACUUUCGGGUCACCUCUGAUUGGUGAUCGGACCCUCUCCCACGCGGUCCGGCGUGAGAAAUGGGCGGGUCAUUUUACCCAUUUUGUCAUGGAACACGACGUUGUCCCUCGUAUCAUGCUAUCUCCUAAGAUAUCAAUUCAACAACAUGUACCUAGUAUUCUCAAAUUCUUCCAACAACAAGUCAACGCCAUUGAUGAUAAGCCCCACAAAAGUCGAAAGUUGAUCUUCAGCAAAUCGGGUCCGGGAAAACGGACGGCGGAAGAUCGGUCGAUAGGAGACGAUGAAGGUGUUGAGUUCUUUGAGAAUGUAAUAAUAAAUGCAUCAGCAGUUGCAAGUCAUGUUGCAUUUGAGCUAAUGGAACCUACAAAUUCUCUAAUGGAGAAGCUAUCCGUUGACUUUGUAAAAGUUUCUCCGUAUAGACCAUCGGGUUUUUACGUUUUCUGCACUAGCCAUUCUCAACAGUUUCGGGUGGAAAACCCGAAUGCUGUUCUACAGUUACUGUUUUAUUUCUUGCAAUUAACCGACGAAAGUCAAAAUCUGGUUGAUUUUUCGUCGAAAAGUUUCAAUGAAAGUUUUAGUUAUGAAGAACAAGUGAAGAACGUGUUACAGCUGGAAAACUUGAUCGACCUGAAAGACCUCAACGACCACUUGUUGACUCCUAAUGGUACUGCAGGCGAUGCGGUUCGUACAAGUAACGAAGCUCUAUUUCAACUGAGUGCAAGUGCAAGAUGCUGUUUAAUAGCUGCUGAAGAGGCGGAGAAUAGGAAGAAAGAAAACGAGAAGAUGAUCGAUAAGUCGAUGAAAAAAUACGCAACACCGGAAGAGAAGAAAAAGAAAAGAAAUCGAACUGAGCUUAAGUUCAUCGAGGAAAUUCUGGAUGAACUCCGUGAGUAUAAAAAAAAUCACACUGAUUACUACGAAGCCUUCAAGCUUCAAAAGGAGCACGACGUCGACUUCUUGGUUAACGUAGACAGGCUGAAGCUGGCUAAAAUAUUUGACGAAAUUGUGGAGAUGGUGAUGCGCGAUGAUCUUCCUGAUGAAUUUGAAGGUCGGGAGGAGUGGGUGAAGGUAGGGACGGAGUUCAGGCGACUGUUUGAGCCUUUAGAUAUCGGAAAUUAUUAUCGCCACUCAAAAGGAGAUGAUAACAAUAAAGUUUAUUUGGAUGUUAGACCAAAAAGGUACAAGUUUACACAGCGAUGGUAUGAACAUGCAAAUGGGAUGGGGUUUGAGUUGGUUUCAGAGACUAAUUUUGUUGCACUGCUUGAAGAAAUUAAGAAGGAGGUGGAGGAGACUAAGAAGAAGCCGAUUGAUAUGGUUAAAGAGGAAUUCAAGAGUCUGGAGAAACAAGUUCACAACUGGAUUUCUGAUCACAAAAUACGAAACGAUGAUGAUGAUGAUGAUGAUGUGUUUUGGGGAGAAUGUUUUUUCUCUGUGUUGCGGGGAAAACUAGGAUAAACACCACACUUACACCCACACCCAUGAAAAAGGAAGAAAAUGUACAUAAUCUUAACCUUUCCAUAUGAUUACUUAAUAAGGGUAACUGGGUGAGUGUAAUAUGUGAGUGAGUGUGAAUGUGUUUGAUAUUUUAUGAAUAGUAUCCUUGCUAUAAUUGAUUUACGCUUUUUAAGUUAUACUUUUACAUGAGUUUGAGCUUUUUUUUAAGAUUUUUAUUAUGAUAAUAAUAUUUGAGACAUUUUGUGAUGGAA
Lactuca saligna is the source of this 2230-nucleotide messenger RNA. NCBI's taxonomy places the organism in Eukaryota, Viridiplantae, Streptophyta, Magnoliopsida, Asterales, Asteraceae. The record is from the annotation of a GenBank genome assembly.